UAAACACACUUCCGGGUUUGGCGGGACUUUCCGUGCGGGGAUUCCCCCUUACUAAUGCCACUCUCCUGGGCGUCUGCGGGGAGAACGGACGUACUGUACACUGGAGGUUGUCAUCACAGUUUUUCACACCCGUGAGUCUGUGGAAGUGUCUAGAACAAUGCAGGAAGCGCACAGAGAGAUUCUAAGGAAGAACAGGACUUUCCUGGUGCGGGAACUGGAGCCCAAACUGCUGUACGACUACCUGGUGGAACAUGGCAUCUAUAAUGACGUCAUGUUGGAGGACAUACGGGCAGAGAGGACCAGGUUUGACCAGAGUACCAAACUGCUGACCAGUCUGACCAGAAGGGGUCGAGAUGCCUUCAGAGUCUUCUGCCAGGCACUUGAUGACUCAGGGCAGUAUGACAUCGCAGAUCGUCUUCUCAGCAGAAGUCAGGAAGAACGAGCAGAGAUAGAAGCAAGAAAGAGGGAAGAGAAGAGACAGAUGACACGGGGGUAUACUGCAACUGUCUCUGCUACAGCUGUUCACACGUCCAGAUCAGGUGCGGUUCAGCCCUCAGGCGGCCAUGAGGACACACCCUGGCCUGCAGCUGGUGAUGAUGGUAUCUAUGAUGUGAAGAGAUUACUGAACAGAUGUACAACAUUGCCUUCCUCCAAUCCAAGGGUCUACUCCAUGACAAGGAAGCCCAGGGGUCAUGUAUUCAUCCUCAACAACAAGUACUUCGCAGGCUUGCCUCUCAGGGAAGGCACAAACAAGGAUGCUGAAAAUGUGAAAAAACUCUUUCAGGAGUUAUCUUUCACAACAGAGACACACCAAAACUUAAACACUGCAGGGAUUCAUGAAAAGUUGAGGAAUUUUGCCCAGAAGAAUCACGAGGACAGUGACUGCUGUGUGGUGGUCCUGCUGAGCCAUGGAGGACAGGGUGGCAUCUUCGGUACAGACAGCGGCAUCAUCAGCUUCCAGGACAUCCUGCAGAAGUUUAAUGGAGAAAAUUGUCCUGACCUUAUUGGGAAACCCAAACUCUUCUUUGUUCAAGCCUGUCGGGGAGAUGACAGAGACUCAGGUGUGACUUCUUCUGACAGUAACAUUCCUGGUUCCACACCAUCAGACCAGUCCACCCCUGAUGCCACUGUUGCUUCACCACAACAAGUAUUUGCUCCUAAUGUACCAAGUAUUGCAGACACCUUUCUGGCAUAUGGGACACUUCCUGGGUUUGUCUCCUGGAGGAAUUCAGACAAAGGCAGCUGGUUCAUCUGUGCCCUGAUGGAAGUGUUCCUGAAGUAUGCAGCCACAAUGGACAUCAAUCAGCUGAUGACAGAGGUGAACUACCACGUGAGCCAAAAGAUAGGCACCUCCACAUCCUACCGGCAGCUGCCAGCACCUGUCAAUAUGCUGACUAAGAAUCUGUACUUCAACCCUGGCGUCAGCCUGCCUUCCUUAUCAGAUACAACAGAUAGAGAUGAACCCUGCAUCAGGCAGGAGUCAACAGCAGCACGGAGUGUGCUCUCACAUGAUCAAACUGUGUUAAAAAGCACACGGGGUGUACAGCCUACAGACUGAUGAUAUCAACAAUGAAAUAGAGUACUGCACUAGUACUGGCAUAACACCAUAUUGUCACCACUUGCAAUAUACGUGUACAUAUUGAACUGUGAAGUAAAUUUUUUAGAAAUUGUUUCUGCUAAAGAAUUGAUCUUGGAGAAGAAUGUUCAGCACUGUUUUCAGUGUUAUAAGCUGCUGUAGUAUGUUAAUUGUAUAUUUUUGGAAUCAAUAUUUUUGGAAUGUAGUUUUUGUGUAUGAAGAUAUCAUGAAAGUUCAUCUAAAUCUGUGGCUAAACUUUACUUCAACACAUUUAAUUUUUUUCUGAACUACAGUAGUUAGGAUCCUCAGGAUUAUAAUGAUUGAAUUUGUAUUAAUGUGUCCUGGGCUUUAUGUGUCCAGCAUGUGUACAAUCAUGUGGGCUUAUAAGUCAAUAGUUUUAGGCCACACCAAUUUAAUAUGUUGGCUCUUGGAUUCUCCUCUAAAUUUUUUUGAUUUGCAAAAAAAAAAAAAAAUCUGUUUCUGAAUCAACUAAAAAUGCUGAUAUUUAGCCCCCAACAGUAGAUGAAAGUCCUUUUCUUCCUAGCUGUUACAGUUUUUCCAUCUAUCAAUGCUGUUCAUUGCUUAGAUAUUAACCCAGCCUUUCG
This is a messenger RNA of Branchiostoma belcheri (Belcher's lancelet), 2181 nucleotides long. Its product is annotated as caspase-7-like. The coding region runs from base 158 to 1558 and encodes 466 amino acids. Gene Ontology annotation, molecular function: cysteine-type endopeptidase activity. The transcript has 9 exons. Gene Ontology annotation, biological process: proteolysis; regulation of apoptotic process. The record is from RefSeq and is a predicted model, not a curated record. NCBI's taxonomy places the organism in Eukaryota, Metazoa, Chordata, Leptocardii, Amphioxiformes, Branchiostomatidae.